AUGUUUUCAACUCCCGAAGCGCCUUUUAAGGCUCGAGCCCUCGAGUUCUCUAAACCUGGCCCUAAAGGAACACCUGAUGCCGUUCCUAUUCCCGGGUCAGAAAAGCCAGGACGAUCGAAAGUGUAUCGACAUUGGAAAAUUGGGAGUGGAGAGUUGCUUCAGACCCUAGAUCCUAAGGUCCGCACUGGACAUGACAUGUUUGAAAGCACUGCCCUUCGUCAGCCAAAAAAUCAUUGUCUAGGAUGGCGCCCGUGGGACCCUGUCAAGCAGAAUUUUGGUCCUUAUGUAUGGAUGGAUUAUGAAACAGUGCAAAAACGUCGUGCAGCUGUUGGCGUUGGCUUGGUUGAACUGCACCGCCGUAUCGGUAUCCAGGACAGGAGCUUCGGUGUUGGACUUUGGUGCCAGAACCGCCCAGAGUGGCAGAUUACUGAUUUGGCUUGCAUGUCUCAAUCAUUAUUUACCGUCUCUUUGUACGAGACACUGGGCCCCGAAGCCACCGAAUUUAUUGUUAAGAAUGCGGAGUUAGCCUGCGUCGUCGCAUCGCUUCCCCAUCUUCCUACACUCUUAAAACUGAAGCCUUCGCUACCCUCCCUUAAACUCAUCGUCUGCCUUGAUCCUUUGGAUUCGAACGACCAAGCGGGCCACUCAAAACGAGAUAUACUAAACCCUAUAGCCGCCGAAGCUGGCGUGACGAUCUACACUUUAGAUGAAGUCGAAAAGCUCGGCGUUUCUCUCAACCGACCGUACAAUCCUCCUCGCCCGGAUGAUAUCAUUACGAUCAACUAUACUUCCGGUACUACUGGUUUGCCAAAGGGCGUUGUCCUCACCCAUGCAAACGCUGUAGCUGCUGCUUCGACCUCUUUAUCGACUAUCCUCCAAACGUCCUCCGAUAUCUCAUGUUCCUAUCUUCCGUUAGCCCAUAUCUAUGGAAGGAUGAUUGAACAAACGUUACUGUGGGCUGGUGGUAGAAUUGGAUAUUUCCACGGAAACAUUCUAGAACUUGUCGACGACUUCAAACUCCUAAAACCAACUAUCUUGGCAUCUGUUCCGCGUUUGUAUGGCCGCUUUGGUGGAGCUAUUCGCGCGGCAACUGUGGAACAACCUGGCUUCAAAGGUGCUCUGUCAAGACACGUUGUUUCCGCCAAGACUGCAAAUUUGGUUGGUGCGAAGCCUGAAAAUGCGACUGCAACACAUGCCCUAUACGAUCGUAUCUGGAGCAAGAAAGUUGCCGCUGGACUUGGUUUUGAGCGCAUGAAGUACAUGGUAUCAGGUUCCGCACCGCUCGAUAGCUCUCUUCAUCAAUUCUUACGCCUUGCAUUUGCUACCACCAUCGUUCAGGGUUAUGGACUGACUGAAAGUUUUGCCGUUGCAAUGUGCCAAUCGCCGCAGGACUUGACUGCAGGUCACUGUGGUGGUGUCAGUGCUGUCGUAGAGGCUUGCUUGUUGUCAUUACCAGAUAUGGAAUAUUCCGUUGAUGAUAAACCAUACCCACGAGGCGAAUUGCUCCUUCGCGGAAACUCAAUUUUCAGAGAAUACUAUAAAAACCCAGAGGAAACUUCAAAGGCAAUGACCGAAGAUGGAUGGUUCAAAACAGGCGAUGUCUGCAUGGUGGAUGAAAAUGGCCGAUUUACCAUCAUCGACCGCCGUAAGAACCUUUUGAAGCUCGCCCAGGGAGAGUAUGUGUCCCCUGAACGCAUCGAAGGUAUCUAUCAAAGUGCGUGUCCAUACCUGGCUCAAUCUUUUGUUCAUGGAGACAGCGUCCAAACACACCUUGUCGCCAUUUUCGGUAUUCAGCCGGAUAUUUUCGCUACUUUCGCAGGGAAGGUUCUGAAAAAGACCUUUGACGCCACCGACAUGGAUGCUUUGCGUGAGGCUGCCAAGGAUCCAAAGGUUCUUGACACCGUAAGGAAGGAUCUUGAUCGGGCCGGCAAGAAACAUAAACUUUCAGGGUUCGAACGAGUAAAAAAUGUUGCAUUGCUGGUGGAUCCGUUUUCAAUUGACAAUGGCCUUUUGACUCCAACGCUCAAGCUCAAAAGACCUCAGGCUGCCAAAGCAUUCCGAGAGCUCUUGGACGAGCUUUAUGCCACUGCCCCUCAAAACGGCGAGGGCAGCAACACGUUGAGAGCCAAGCUAUAG
Ophidiomyces ophidiicola is the source of this 2136-nucleotide messenger RNA. RefSeq names its product medium-chain fatty acid-CoA ligase faa2. Gene Ontology annotation, molecular function: long-chain fatty acid-CoA ligase activity. The transcript is spliced from 5 exons. Gene Ontology annotation, biological process: long-chain fatty acid metabolic process. Gene Ontology annotation, cellular component: membrane; endoplasmic reticulum. The coding region runs from base 1 to 2136 and encodes 711 amino acids. NCBI's taxonomy places the organism in Eukaryota, Fungi, Ascomycota, Eurotiomycetes, Onygenales, Onygenaceae. The record is from RefSeq and is a predicted model, not a curated record.